Molecule: messenger RNA, 9887 nt
Organism: Porites lobata
Lineage: Eukaryota; Metazoa; Cnidaria; Anthozoa; Scleractinia; Poritidae
Source: the annotation of a GenBank genome assembly
AUGGCGGAAGGGCCGCCAGUUCCAAAACAAAGUGAAAGAACAGAAGAAAUUUCACAGCCAACUUAUGAUCACCCAGUUUAUAGAGAAAUUUCAUUUACGUAUGGACAAAUUAACAAGAUGAAGAAAGAGGAAGUCAAACGUUGCCUUGUUGAAAGGGGUUUGGACUCAAGGUAAGUUUUGUGUAAUUUUGGCGCUUAAAUGCAAUUUGCAUUGACAUACGCUUUUAAUAUUGGAUGGAUUUUUACCACAAUAAUUGCCAUUAUUUUUGCUUAAGGUUUUGUUGUAACUGACAAGGAAAAGCUAGACUAUCGUUAAGUAAUCUAUCUUGCAUGCGGUAAUUCGAAUUUCUACCUUAGGAAUAAAAAGGACAUUUAUGGGACUUUUUCUUUGAAUAUAUCACUUCCUUUCUGGAACUUUAGUCUUCUUUCAGUACAAAUUUUGCGUAAGAUUACGUUCACUUGUUGUUAACGUUCACUUCAGAGUCGAAGAUCGAAUGAGAACAAGUCAGUUCUGUCCUUUAGUAGAGUAUAACAGGGCGUAUCUAAUCGAUAUUUUCGACACUCGAUAGAAAUCGAACGUAAUCGAUACUAAUCAAUCGAUUACUAUCGGAAAUCGAUUGAAAUCGAUCACUUGCGUCUUUGUGAUUAUCAAUUUUGAUCAAUUUCUGUAAUUAGCUAUGGAUUUGUUCGACAAUGAUCGAAACGAAAAUGGACGAAGAUUCUCUUUGGCUGUGUAUAAAAGUGGGACGGGGACAAGGGGACGGGGACAUCGGGACGCGUGUGUGGGGACUUGGGACGUGGGGACGCGAGACGAGGGACUUGAGGACAUCAACUUUGGGACGCGGGGACGUGUGGGACGGGGACGCGGGGACGUCAAAUACAGGGACGCAGGGGAGGCGGGAUGUGAAUGAUUAUUGCAAAAGUCGCAGGUAAAUGCGAUAUCAGUCACUUUCCUCGUGAAUAUGUUUUGUUGAAAGGAAACCCACCCUGCCCUCCUUAGGGUUCCUCCAUGCCCGUUUACGAAGAGAAGACUCGGCGAAGACCCCCUGCAUUGAAGAAAGUGAAACCGUUGUCCUAGUCUUCUUGCUGAUGGAAUAUUGGAGCCAGUAGGGUAGGGUGGGUUGCGGUCGCCAAAAAUUAUGUAGAAUAACAGCAUUCGAUUCCAAAUAAAUAAAAAUUAAGUGGCAUUAACGAGCUUCGAAUCCCGAAGUUGUAACUCCGAAAUCCAUCGCCUGUACCACUAAACCACGAGGGAUUCAACUAUUGCAGCAAUAUUUAUUUUGUUCUACAUUUUUAGUGGCAAACCUAACAGUAAAUGCUUGCUAACAGUACUUAAAGGUUGAUUUCCACCGACGCGUUUUUGGCUAUGCACGUUAACGCAAGUAAAUUUUAAUCACGUAAAUAAGAUAGGCAAGAUAUAAAUUGUCGAGAUUAAACGUGAAGUUGAGCGAGAUUCUACUUUUUUAUUUUUUUUUUUAUUUUUUUAUUUUAUUUUAUUUUAUAAUCACACUUGGCAUUCACUUACAAUACAGCUACACGGUACUUACUUAUAACAAGACUACAAAAUUUACUUACGUUACAGCUUUACUUACUUGUUUGCUACUUACUUACAUUAAAAUACCUAAAACUAGUUUACAACAAACAAAAGGACUACUAAAGACAAUAAAUAAAUGAAAAGAAAAGAAAAGAAAAGAGAAGAGAAGAGAAGAGGAGAAAGAAAGAAAAAAGGCGACUCCUCUGCCUAAAACGGUUUUUAGCAAUAACUACUUGAGAUAACAUUGACAACAAUUGCUAAUAUUAAUAAGAAAUCAUCAAUAUGCAUAAUUAGAUGAUUAACAAGAUGAUUAAUAAACAGUGCGGAAAGAUAUGUGAAAUAGAUACUUUAAUUAAGAAAUAUUGGCGGUAUGUCUAGCUCUCAAUUGCACUUUGGCCUUGGUUCAUUUACAGAAAAUGGAUAAAUAGGAAAGCUUUUAUUUUACCAAAAGCUAUGUAAUGUUGAGAAGUGGACGUAAAGGAUUCCAUUACUUUUACGCUUACGUGCGGCCUGUCAGACAUUGCCUCUAUUUUAUGUGCGAACGUAAAUUUUACGCACGUAGGCAUAGAAAAAUUACGCGACAGUGGAAAUCAACCCUAAACCUGAUCACGAUAGUCAGUGGGCUUUUCAUACUUCUAUUAUAAAGAAAUAUUUUGUGUAAACAUCAUAAGGUGUCCAAUGUGGUUUUGGAAGAUGGAAUCUAAUGUUGACCAUAAAUAACACAUUUUCACGAAGAAAGAGAUAUCGCAUUUACCUCCGACUUUUGCAAUAAUCAUUAACAUCCCGGGUUCCCUGCGUCCUAGUUUUUGACGUCGCCGCGUCCCAUACUUGACGUCCCCAAGUCCCUCGUCACGCGUCCCCCAAGUCCCAAGUCCCCACACACGCGUCCCGAUGUCCCCGUCCCCUUGUCCCCGUCCCACUUUUAUACACAGCCCCCUGCGUCCUAGUUUUUGACGUCGCCGCGUCCCAUACUUGACGUCCCCAAGUCCCUCGUCACGCGUCCCCCAAGUCCCAAGUCCCCACACACGCGUCCCGAUGUCCCCGUCCCCUUGUCCCCGUCCCACUUUUAUACACAGCCAUUCUCUUUCGUAAAGUUCUCAGUUUUACGCUAGAAUGAGUCACAACUCAUUCAAACUAAUGCACAGUAGUCCAGCGUGAACUGAUAAACAUUCCCUUUACACUUUAUUUAAAUUUCAAUAAAUUUUGAAACUAAAAAGGAUUAAAACAUAAACAACGCAACUGUAAUAUGAAACUAUCGUUUCCACCUUCACAAUUAAAGUCAUGCUUGUUGUUACGAUAUCACAAGUCCUCUUCUCGUUCUGUUUCAUAUUUCAACAUUAACAUUCUCCAAACUAUAAACAAGGCAACCGUAACGCAAUUGUUAUCUCUGCCUUCACAAAGUAACGCUUGCUGCAAUAUAUAAGUUACAUUAUAUAGGUUUUUAUUGUAUUUAAAUUUAUUCAAUAUCAGUGUUUCGACUGUUAGUAUCAUCAUUCUAUUUUAUUUUAUUAUGACAUGUAAGCGCAUUGAGAUUCUUAAAUGCUCUCAUAAAACCUUACUAUUAUUAUUAUUAUUAUUAUUAUUAUUAUUAUUAUUAUAUAUCAUUCAUGAGUCCUAUUCUGGUCCUGUUUCAAAUUUCAACUUUAAAAACCUCCAAACUAUGUCAAACAAAGCUAUCUACACAGCAUUUUAAACUUGGCAAGGCGGAUUUACAAUGUCCAGGCCAGAGAGCAUUUCUGAAUUUACUUUGGCGAAUAACCAGCAGGAUAAUAACUCCAUCAAACGACGAAAGAACUCAGUAACAAAGCAUCUGACCAAACCUAGAUACAAACUACUUCUUGAUAGAAAAGCACUUCCAAGUAUAAGGCGAUGAGCUCAAAAAGAAAGAGCAACUGCAAUAAAAGAUGUAGAAGAUGUUCUUUUCUCUCGUCAUAAUAAAUCAACAGGAACAAAGAGGCCUUAAAUGUGCAGCCGUUAUGCCAGUGUGAUUGGUCAUCCGUAUGGUCAUUGUUACGAUACAAUGCAAAAUGCCAGGGUGCAUCUUGUUGACAAUGACUUUCUUGCAACCUUUUCCGGGCUUGGCGAACUUUGGCAAUAAGGUCACGUUUCUUUUCACUCGCUUUAUAAGUAACGUUAAGGUCGCCAGACAAAUAUCGAGUACUAUCGAGUAUUAUCGAUUAAUCGAUUACAUUUUCAAUGAUCGAUUUCUAUCGAUUUGAUACGCCCUGAGUAUAUUUAUGGCUGGUUCUGCAAACGGCCAAGAAAAAGUUUAUACUGCAUUCUGAUUGCCUACUCUGGCAGGCAAGAUGAGACUACCUUGCUCGCUCGGGAUUUUCAAGGAAGGCAAGAUCAAGACGGCUGGAUAUUGGCCUCAGUACUUGUUUCCAUUAUUAUUGACCACAACUUUGUGUCAGGCCAUAAAAAUGUGAGAAAAAGAACUUGGCUAGUAUUCAGCCAUCUUGACCUCACGCUUGGUCAAUAAGGCAUAUAUGUCCUAGUGCAGGCAUGUUAGUGCAAGGCUGAUUAAAGACUGGCAGGUCCUACUCCAGCAGCUGUCAAAGGGAAAUGUCUAAUCAGGGGUGGGUACAGCUUGAACAAGGUUUUCCCAACUUAGAUUCUUUCCCUCCAGAGAAUAGCAGGAAAGGUAGCUUCAAGGGAGUUGGUGGCUUGGUGGAUGGUAAGAAUUGCCAAGUAUUGGACUGCUAAGGCUACCGACAGAAAUGCUUUGUGCCUUUCCAUCCAAGCUGCCAUCACUAGGUUGAUUCUAGGCAGGGGCCAUCUCUAUAAAGCCAUAAAUCUGAAGGUCUUCCCAACAGAUUUUAAAUAUUUAGUCCUCAAUCUGAUGUUUCCUGUUGUAGCAGUGUUGUUUCAUUUUUGUGUAGUCCAUUUUUUGCUCUGUUUUAACAAAUAGGGGAGUGAAGGAAGUUCUGCAGAAACGACUAAAAAACCACAUCAAGAAAGAGAAACUGGUACAGGCUAAACUAGCGCAGGAAAAAAGAAUGACUGAAGUUCACUUUUACUGUGUUAUUGACUUUCAAGGAACAUGUGAGGAAGAAAAUCCCAAAGACUACAUUCAUGAGAUUAUUGAGUUCCCUGCUGUCCUUGUGGAUGCGACUACACUUGAAGUGGUAGGUGAAAUUGGUAGGGGCGCCGAACAACCGUUUCCUGUAAAACAUCUGUUCAGUGAUGCAAAUUUCGCCUAUAAUUUUCUAUAGCUUGAGGGCGGUUAAAAAUUUCUAGAUGACUGUUCCAUUCAUGUCCUGUUUUCAGAGCUUAUCUGACUUAUAUAUUCCAUAUGAUUUUCUGAAGUUUAAUUUUUCAUAACCUAAGAUCAGGCUCAAUUUUCGUUUCUCUUUGUAAUAACAUUCCGGCGGGCAAGACGAAACGAAAACAGAGCCUGAUACAAACCUUCUACGAAACGUCUGCGGCUCACUUUUUUGAUUGAUUGACAUUUGCCGAAUCAGCCAACCAAAAUUACUUCCCUUGCUUGUUUUUCUAGUAUGCAAAUUUUUCAUGCGUGGGAAAAAUGCAGACUAGCUGACUUAACAAAUAACUUUUAUCCCUGCUUUUAUCUGUUAAUUUCUUCAGCUAAAAGUAAAACAGUCAGCACGAUCACAUUUAACUUCUUGUGAGAUUGAAAGAGAUCUCGAAGGUUAUUUCUGUUGGGGUAGAAGGUAAAAAGUUUGCGAAAAGACAGCGACACGCAUUAUUUUGGCUAGGCAGGCUAGAAUUUAAAAUACAGUACUGAAAUUUGUAUUUUUCUGUCGCCUUAAUAUUUUCCUCCGCAAUUUUCCCCGAUUUCCAGUACAUAAAUCUUUAAAAAUCUUGAAGAAAUAUAUCGCGAACGUUUUCAAAGAAUAUAUAAAUUAUUUCAGAACAAACCAAACGAGUUCUCAAGUGUAUUAACACAGCUGAUUUAGUUCUGUGCGUACACUUGCAAUAAUAUUUGCGAAUUUACUUGAGAAGCAAACCUCUAAAAAAUAUAUAUUUUUUAAAAAAAUCCAGGUAAAUAUUAUCUGCCACUAACUGCAUGCUCAACUGACCUAUAAACAAAACGAAAAACAAUAUUACAAACACACUUUGUAGUUCUCCUUAGCUGUGUUGUUGUGUUACUGCUGGUCUAAAAAGCUCGCUAAAUUUAUGAUUCUGAAAUAAACAAACAGCAAACAGCCAACGAGCGAGGACACCAGUUUUGCUGGUUUAUUUCUAACAAAAAGCGAAGGCAAGCAAGUCUGUUACCUUCAGACUUGCGAUAUUUUUCGUCUAAUACUUCACAGUUGGCGAUUGAGGUUUCUUUCGCAGUGAGCCUCCGCUUGCGUACCCCGUUCAGAGAAGUCAUUCCCGGCCAAACUUUCAAAUGAAACCAGUUUUAAGAUGGACAGUAUUUUGAUUUUCACUCGUUUGUUGGUAAAUCAAAAGGCACCUUGUUAGCGGUCAACAACUUGCAGAGGGAUUCAACUCUGCGAUACACUCACAUUAGUUCCGUAGGGCCAUCCCAAUAAAAUGUUUCGUUUCCCAUCGCCCUCCCUCUCGUGAAGGUGGGUCGGUCGGUCGGGCAAAGGAAAAAAAAAACGAGAAUGAACACAUGAUUGCAUAUUAAAUCUCACGUUUAGUCUGCAAGAUAUAAUUAGAUGGUAAAAGAUGUAUAUUAACAGGACUAUCAAAUGUCUAAAAAGGCUACAAAAACGAAGUAUCGAUGAUAAUUUAAGACAACUGGUGUUAAUAAGACAAGAUCGUGUGCUUGUAAAUUAAAGUACUCAGGCUUCUUUACAAGUGACUCUGGAUAUUUUUUUUUUUUCUUUUUUUUUUAACUUUUCCAAAAAAAUGGGUCGGUCGGGCGAUGGGAAACGAAGCAUUCAAUUGGGAUGGCGUAACUAAAGCAAAUCCUGAGAAGAUAUGAACAACCAUAUGAAAUUUCUGAAUUUCUAUGGCACAUAUUAAGGCACAUUUUCCUACCAUAAGACCGUAAAACAAUAAAAAACACAGCAAAAUCGAUCCUGCUUUCCGCCGACGGCGGAUCAUUCACGAAAACAACCACGCGAGGAAUAAGCGAUUUCAACUUCCGGCGUUUGCGACAGCCAAUCAGAUCUUGCGGCAUUGGUCUAACAGCCAAUCAGCGUUACGGCCAAAAUCUGGCAGUAACGAGCACAAACGUGAGAGAGUUUGUAUCAGGCCCAAUUUUAGCGGUAGCCGUUAGCGAGAAUGUAUGAGAUCCGCAAAAAUUGGGCCUGAUCUCAGGUUAAAUUUUUCACAUUUCCCUCCCCAGGUUAAGCUAUAUUUCAUGCAAAUAAGAAACAUAACAUUUUCGUAUUUGAAAAUGUGAUUGAGGGAGGAAAUUCUCACCUUAGAAAAGUAUUUAAUUUCAUCUAAAAUUUUUGGGAAAAUAAUACUAAAAACCCUUAUAAUUUUGAAAUUAAAAGACUUAGUUGCCGUAGGAUAACGGAAAAGAUACAAAUUUUAUAUAGUGCCAUUUACUAGAAUGCAUUUAUAUAGUUUUUUAAAUACUGUGGUUAACCUAAAAGUGUUUUCAAUGCGUUUAGGAGGAAACCUUUGCUGCAAUCGGCAGCAAAAUGAGUUGAGAUACUUCACCCAAAACUGGGCUUUUUUACGUUUUACUAACUUCCUCCCCCAUCCCCUCCAAUGUUGUGCCGAUGUUCGACCUAUACCUAUAGAAAACAACAAACACCCCAACUUUGAGUGGAGGGGACAGCCGGGGAGGCGCGCGGAUUCUUUUGUUCUCCUAAGUAACCCUAUUUGAGUACAAUGUCUCAACAAUUUUGUCGCCGACUGUGGGUGCCCCUUAAGCAGUGUUCACCCGAAAUUUUAGCUCAGCGGGUAAUGGACCAUUCAUGGCCAGUAAGGCAACAUAUAUGCUCCGUAACAUCUAUGCCCUCCCUUCCUCGCGGGGGUCUAUCUGUACUGGUAGCCUUUAAGAUAACGAAGGUCGAUAUUUCUUGCAUUAUUACAUGUGAUUCGGGCCCUUAAUGUUCGAAUUUUAUCACAUGUAUUCGAAUCUACAACGCUAAGAAAAAAAAAUCAUGAUCACGCGAAAUAAUGAUUCAAAAAGCUCCCUUACCUUUAGUUCAUAGCCACUCUGUGUCCUACGGCCGGUUUAAACGCCGUUUAGUCGACUUUCUUUCCAUCGAGUACUGAACACUAUAUAUCACAGGUAAUAAUGCAAGAAAUAUCGACCUUCGUUAUCUUAAAGGCUACUAGUACAGAUAGACAAACAAGAAGACUUCAUAUCUUUAAGAUUUUUGCGUUUAUUUAGCAUCAGAUAAUACACUAAUAAUUCUAGUAUAUUCCGACCAAAUGACCUCUGAAGCCCGAACCCACACAUAUUGCGCUUGGGCUGCCUGUGGUAAACUGAACCAAUCAAGUUAUUUACAAAAACAAGGUGGACAUUUGUAGUGGUUUUUGCAGGGCUGAUAUUAUGCGAUGGUGUAAUUUUACAUAAUACUGACCUCAAAUCACAUCCAAUCACACAAUUUGAGUAAAAUUGCAUAAUUCUUAAAAAUUGUUUAAUUGAAAAGUAAACAAUGAUUUUUUCUUUUAAUUAAAAAUUUUUCCGAAGGUGAAUGCUAUUUUAGCGUGAUUUAUCACUGAACAACUAAGCGUUACAAGACAUCCAAAACCUUCAAUUGUGGUUGGUUGUGAUCAUUGGGCAGCCUUUUGAGUAUUUCAAAGACAAGCAGUGUUGUCAACGUGCUCAUAGUUUGUGUGUUAAUACAUGCAUGUUGUUGUUGUUGUUAGGUAUCUGAAUUUCAUGAAUACUGCAAACCACAGUUCAAGUCACAAUUGUCGCAGUUUUGCCAGGAACUCACGGGAAUUUCACAGGUGGGUGUGGUGUCAUUAUCAUCCAUGGUACAGUGGAAGGUCUCAUAAAUGGACACCCUCAGGAUAUGAAAAAGGUGUCCGUAACUGGAACUGGCUGCUUACAAUGAAUAGUUCUCAUACGCGGCUACUAGGGUGUAAGGGUUAGAUGGCAGCUUAUGGGAGUUUGCCCAGCUACAAAUAAACCUUGCGAAUGCAAAAAAACUGUUUGUUAGUUUUUGGCUAUACUGUUGUUCUGGCAAUGUUAUAAUUCAGUCACAAGCCUGAAAUUCAAGGGAUGUCUUGAGGUGUUACCCAUAUUGUAUGUGAAAAAAAAAACAAGCACUGAAAACUGGCAUCAAUUCAUUGUGAUGAACAGUGAUUUGGAGUCAAGAUUCAGAUUAAAAUACAAGAUUCAGACGUGAAUGAGAUUUCAUUUUGGUUGUCUGCCUUCUGAAAGUGUCCUUGGCUGCUUGUGGGUAUGUCCACGUACAAGAAUGUAAAAAUACAGAGUUUGUAUGGAAGUUAAAACGAGAUUUUGUGAAGGCCGCCAGUUUGUAGAGCUGUCCACUCACCAGAAUGUCUGUUAAGAGCGCUUCCACAGACUGUAGUUGCUAGUUCAAGUUUGAGCCAUUUGCCUCAAUCUUAAGUUGUGGCUUACCCUGGGUAGCAGAGGUUUUUUCUAUGUGUGCAACACUCACUACUCCUCUCAACAACUUUUAAAAGCCAUUGUUUGAUAGGAUUAAAACCCCAUUUAAGCCCUAAAUAACAACCAUAUGCCUCUGAUUAUAACUGAAUGGUCCUUCUUUUAAUUUGAUACAUUGCUGUUACUUAUAAUCCUAGUACUUUUUUGUUAACUUUUUGUGAAAACUCUUGUGACUCCCUGAUAAGUGAUGAUGUCAGUGUCGUAAAUCAAAUCUGAUCACAUUCCAAGCAAAACAUCUCACUUUAUUUUUGUUCUUGUUGAAUUUGUUUGUUUAUUUAUUUGUCAUUUCUAAGGAAUUAGUGGACAAUGCAGACUCCUUCCCAGAUGUCCUCUGCAGAUUUGAGCAGUGGCUUAGAGGGCAAGAACUUGGAACAAAAUAUAAAUUUGGUGUAGUUACAGAUGGGUAAGUAAGUCUUCUCAGUUUUCUUCUUAGUUGUUUUUUGGUGUGCAACGUUUCUGGAAAUUGUUAAUUCUAGAGAAAUACUUAAUUCUCCUUCCUUUGUAUUCUUUUAGUCCGUGGGACUUGGGUCGUUUCUUCUCAACGCAGUGCAGACUUUGUUCGAUACCUGUACCCAAGUUUGCGAGAAAGUGGAUUGAUCUGAGAAAAUUGUACAGAAAUUUCUACAAAGUUGCAAAAGGCUCGCUUCAAAACAUGGUAACCAAUUUAGGAAUGGAAUUCGAAGGGCGCGCUCAUAGCGGAAUGGACGAUGCUCGUAACAUAGCGAGGAUUUUACAAAAAAUGAUUGAAGAUGGCUGUGAAAUAAAGUUUAACGACUGCCUUUCCAACCAUCCGCAACUGGAUACGCGUGGACUGGACGAAUUAAAAAAUGUGUAA